Messenger RNA from Scylla paramamosain (green mud crab), 5185 nucleotides. RefSeq names its product cytochrome P450 2L1-like. Lineage: Eukaryota; Metazoa; Arthropoda; Malacostraca; Decapoda; Portunidae. The record is from RefSeq and is a predicted model, not a curated record. Gene Ontology annotation, biological process: xenobiotic metabolic process. Gene Ontology annotation, cellular component: cytoplasm; intracellular membrane-bounded organelle. Gene Ontology annotation, molecular function: oxidoreductase activity, acting on paired donors, with incorporation or reduction of molecular oxygen, reduced flavin or flavoprotein as one donor, and incorporation of one atom of oxygen; steroid hydroxylase activity; iron ion binding. The transcript has 10 exons. Bases 79 to 1545 code for a protein of 488 amino acids.
GCAGUAGAUAAACUGAAUACGUUGUAGGAUAAGAACGCACUUUCUAGUCAUUACUGAUACAAGUCUCUCUGCGCCAAGAUGUUGGUGGAGGCAGUGAUAAUUAUCCUUUCACUAUUUUGUCUUUACUUCGCCUUUAGGAAGCCACCGGGACUGCCUCCAGGGGUCUGGGGCCUACCCAUUCUGGGAAAGUUUCCUUCAACGUCGGUGCGAUUUGGAGACCAGGUGAAGGCAUUGCGCCCUCUCUACGGUGACCUUAUAUCGUGGCGAGUCGGUAGCCGUCUUCUGGUCUUUCUCUGCAACCAACAUUUAAUCAAACUCGCUCUCAGCAAACAAGAAUUCACAAACAGGCCGGAUUUCUCCACCUUUUUAAUCUACAGCCGAGGGAGUUUUCAAGGUGUCAUCUUUGGCAAUGGCGCCAAGUGGCAGAUUCACCGUCGCUUCGUCCUUCGUCACCUGAGGAAUCUAGGAAUGGGAAAGAACAAAGUAGAGCAUGAUAUUCAAGAAGAGGCAAUGCUUCUGGUGCAAGACCUCAAGAAUCACACAGACAAGGAUGAAACUCUGCCAAUGUCCAUUGGAUUGGCGGCGCUUAACGUAAUAUGGAAAAUGGUGGCAAGUACCCGCUUCAAAAUGGACGACCCACAAGCUCUAGAGUUCAUUCGGCUGGUGUGGUCAGUGAAUGAUACCUUUCAAGGCUCCGUGACCCUGUUCAAUUUUUUCCCAUGGCUGGAGAGUUACUCCCCGAGGUGGUUGCAGGAAAGACUGGGCCUCAAAAAACUGCAGGACACUACAGAAGAACUAUAUAACAUUGCAAAAAAAUAUGUGAAACAGCAUGAAGAGGAACAUGAGCCAAAUAAUGAAAGAGAUCUUAUCGCCCAGUAUUUAUCGGCGAUGAAAGGAGAGGAAAAUGAAGACUCUGUACUCAGCGUGAAAGAACUUCUCGUAGUCGUGGUUGAUCUUUUCCUGGCUGGAACUGAGACCACUUCCUCCACAUUGCGGUGGGCAAUCCUAUACUUAGCCAAAUACCCGGAGAUUCAGCGACGGGUCCAACGGGAGAUUGACGAAGUGCUACCUCGAGGAACUAUACCACAAUAUCACGACAGAACAAAAUUGCCAUACUUCGAGGCAGUUCUCAGCGAAGUCAAUCGGAUCGUUUCCCUGUCGCCACUUGGUAUCCCCCACGUAGCUUCACAGGACACCCAGUUAGAGGGCUACAUCAUCCCUAAGGGUGCUGUACUAUUACCCCACCUAGAAUGUUGCCACAAAGACCCUGAGUUGUGGGAGAAGCCUGACCAGUUUUAUCCUGAGCAUUUCCUAGAUGCUGAAGGAAAGUUCGUGAACAGAGAAGGACGUCGUGUUUGUCUGGGAGAAUCGCUGGCACGAGUGGAAGUGGUAGUUUUCCUAGCAGCGUUGCUUCAAAACUUCACAUUCACAGCACCAGAGGGAGAGCCGCUUUCAACAGAAAACGACCCAAAAGAAUUUAGUCUCAAUUCUCCAAAGCCCUACAGGAUCACCAUUACAGAGAGGAAGAGUGAAGCAGAGAAGUAGAUAACAUUACUGAAGUAGAUACAUUACUGAAUAACUACUAAAUGAUACUUUUCAUGGUUACGAUUAUAUCAGAAUUACGUUUUGUGAAUUUCCAAGGUACAUUCUUAUUGAUUUAAGGAGGAUAUAUUUUGGUAAACUACCCUGUUGUGGCCACUGAAGUUGUGAAAUUACAUAUAUGGAAAUUACAUCUUCAAGACACUCAUGAGUGUCAGAGAUUCAUUUAAGAACAUAAGAACAUAAGAAAUAAGGAAGCUACAAGAAGCGACCAGGCUUACACGUGGCAGUCCCUGUAUGAAACACACCUACCUAUUUCCAUCUGUUAUCCGCAUCCAUAACCUUGUCUAAUCUUCUCUUAAAGCUCUCUAGUGUCCUAACACUAACUACAUGAUUACUGAGUCCGUUCCACUCAUCUACCACUCUAUUUGAGAACAAAUUUUUUUCCUAUCUCCUUCCUAAACCUAAAUUUUUCAAGCUUGAACCCGUUAUUUCUUGUUCUACCCUGAUUGCUGAUCCUAAGAAUUUUGUUUACAUCUCCCUUGUUAUAACCCUCAUACCACUUAAAGACUUCUAUCAGGUCCCCUCUUAACCUACGUCUCUCUAAAGAAUGUAAAUUUAACAGCUUCAACCUCGCCUCGUAAGGAAUACUCCUCAUCCCCUGUAUCCUUUUAGUCAUUCUCCUCUGUACUGAUUCUAAUAGACCUAUAUCUUUCCUGUAAUGUGGGGACCAGAACUGCACAGCGUAGUCUAGAUGAGGUCUGACCAGCGCCAAGUAUAACUUUAAUAUUAAUUCCGGCCUUCUACUCUUAACACUCAUAAAAAUUAAUCCUAGUACCCUAUUUGCCUUGUUUCUGGCUUCUAUGCAUUGUUUCCCUAGACGGAGUUCAGAGCUAACUAUAACUCCUAAAUCAUUCUCGUACCCUGUACCUACCAGAGCUUGGUUCUCUAAUGUGUACCUAUUGUGUGGGUUUCCUCUACCUACGCUAAGCACUUUGCAUUUAUUGAUAUUAAAUUGCAUUUGCCAUCUAUCCGUCCAUUCAUUCAUUCUAUCUAAGUCUGCCUGCAGGGCGAUGGCAUCCGAUUCUGACCUAGUUAAUCUACCUAUCUUUGUGUCAUCCGCAAAUUUACUAACAUCACUACUAAUUCCACUAUCCAAGUCAUUGAUAUAUAUUAGAAAUAACAAUGGCCCUAAUACUGAUCCCUGUGGCACCCCACUAAUUACAUGACCCCACUCGGGGUCAACUCUACCUUCGAGGACAAACUCAUUAAGUUCUGGAGUAGAGCAUGGGCCUCUACAAGGUGUCACUUUUCUGCCAACGUCUUCGCUUAAGAUUGAACGUCCAAGCCUCCAAGAGGGAGCUUGCAAUUGCAUAUCGCCCAUCAAAUUCUCGAGGAUCCAAGCCUACAAACGCUGUAGACCCAAGAUAAGAAAAAAGUAAAUUAAACGCUGGUGAUACAGCCCUACACUUUUCCACGCCUUUUCGUAGACGUCCAACCCUUUAGGAAGUAAACAGUUCACGCAGGGAAACCACAUAACGCCUGAUUUCUGAUCUUUCUAAAAUUUCUGAUUGGGGCACAGUAAACUGAGUAUUUUUCAAUGCCACAAAAACUCAAUUCUUUCAUCUAUCAAAUAGAUUCAACCUUCCAGACAACUAUCCCCUCUCAACUGUCCUCCCUCUCUUACACUAAACAUCCUCGGUCUGUCCUUUACUUAAAAUCUAAACUGGAUACUUCACAUCUCAUCUCAAUCUAAAACAGUUUCUAUGAAGUUAGGCGCUCAAACUUCCAGCUGCUAACUUUGUACAGGGGCCUUAUCCGUCCAUGUAUGGAGUGUGUUUCACAUGUAUGGGGUGGUUCCACUCAUACGGCUCUUCUAGACAGGGUGGAAACUAGUACUUCUCGUACUUCUCAACUCCUCUCCUCUAAAUGUCUUCAGCCUCCUUCUCAUCGCUGCAAUGUUGCAUCUCUUGCUAUCUUCUACCGCUACUUUCAUGCUAACUGUUCUUCUGAUCUUGUUAACUGCAUGCUUCCCCUCCUCCCCCAGCCUCGUCGCACAAGAAUUUCUUUUUUCUCUCAUCCCUAUUCUGUCUAGCUCUCUAAUGCAAAAGUUAAUCAGUAUUCUCAAACAUUCAUCCCUCUCUCUGAUAAAAUCUGGAGCUCUCUGCCUGCUUCUGUAUUUCCACCUUCCUAUGAGUCGAAUAUCUUCAAGAGGUAGGUUUCAAGACACUUAUCCUUCAAUUUUUGACUAACGCUUUGGACACUCUUCAGGGACCGGCAUCUCAGUGGGACGUUUUUUUUUGGGCGGGGGGAAUUUUUCUUGCCUUUGGCCUUCCUACAUAAAGUAAAUGAUAUCAUUGCUUUAAUAGAAACUUACUUAGAUAUGUCAGGAAAAAUAAUUAAUCUAGGGGCUCAGAUAGAUGGUUAUACACUAUUCUAUAAAGACAGGUGGAAUAAGAGAGGAGGCUUCGCGUUUUAUGUUAGGGACAUAUUACAAUGUUGUUUUAACAGCAACACAAAAACAGAUAGGAAAACAGAGUCGAUAUGGUUUCAUAUUUAGGAAGGACCGCAAUCAAUAGUGCUGGGAUUAGUGUACGUGUCACCAAAUACUACAACGGAAGUUAGGAACUCACCAUGACAAGAGCUAAACUGAGCAGGCAGAUAGUCAGGUAUUUGAGGUAAAUUUUAAGUUUAGGAAUAUUGACUGAAGCCUGAAGGUAGGUAACAGUGAAGCAGAGAAAUUUCUUAAUGUAAUUCAGGGUAUAUAUAUAUAUAUAUAUAUAUAUAUAUAUAUAUAUAUAUAUAUAUAUAUAUAUAUAUAUAUAUAUAUAUAUAUAUAUAUAUAUAUAUAUAUAUAUAUAUAUAUAUUUUUUUUUUUUUUUUUUUUUUUUUGUAGUUUUAGACCUCACAAGGGGGAAUAAUAUUCUAGAUAUAAUUCUGACUAGCAAGAAGGAAGUAGUUACACAGGUGGAGGUUGGAGGAGAGCUAGGUAUCAAUGACCAUUGUGAAAUUAGGUACAAAUUAAAAUGGGAGGAAGCUUCCAGAAGCAAAACAUUAGUGAGAUACCUGACUUUGGGAGAACAGAUUUUGAGGAAUUAAGAAGGUACAUACCUCCAGGAAGUUGAAUGGCAAGGAACGGAGAGGGAUGGGCAGGUGAGAUCCAGAACAGAGGUGAGGGAGAUAAGGCAAGGUGAGGAAGGGGAAGUGAGGUGUGAGAGUGAAGGGCAGGAUGAAGUGAGAAAUGGCCGGAUGAGUAAGGGGGGUGAGAAAGGGGGAGACAUGCUGAGGUGCAAGUAUGGGGAGACAUGCUGAGAUGGGCGAGGAGAGGUCUAGCCAGGUGGAAGAUGAAGUGGAAACAAUGGAAGGGGGACUGAGAUGCAGAGAUUAGGGGGAGUAAAUGGUGAUGAGAUAUAUAAAUAUUUCGUUGAUAGAUUACAUCCAAGCCAGUUAGCAAACAUUCCUAAAGGCGGCGUCACACUGGGCAAAUUUCUCCCAGUAUGCUGCCCGUUUCGAGCUGGUGAGAUUGGCCAUACAACAAGUUUGGCGUCACCAGGGAUUGGACUGUUGUGUUGACGCCUUGUCAUUGCAACAGCAUCUCUUCAGCCACUUUGGUUUGCCUUAACUAUUAAAAAAAAAAAAAAAGAAA